Ictalurus punctatus (channel catfish) is the source of this 1362-nucleotide messenger RNA. It is a transcript of the gene slc25a15a, whose product is annotated as solute carrier family 25 member 15a. NCBI's taxonomy places the organism in Eukaryota, Metazoa, Chordata, Actinopteri, Siluriformes, Ictaluridae. Gene Ontology annotation, molecular function: L-ornithine transmembrane transporter activity. The record is from RefSeq and is marked provisional. Gene Ontology annotation, biological process: mitochondrial L-ornithine transmembrane transport.
AGAGAGAGAGAGAGAGAGUGGUACUUGAUGCCCUUCGGUACUGCUCAUUUUUCUGACUCGCACGCGGAAUUAACAGUAGACGAGGAAGAAAACCUUGAAGUAUCUCAGAUAAGAAGAUACGGUGGUAACACAGGAGAGGUUAUAAAACCAUGGCACCGAGUCCUGUCAUUCAAGCCAUCAUUGAUUUAUCAGCCGGAGCCUGUGGUGGUAUAGCAUGUGUGCUGUGUGGCCAGCCAUUUGAUACCGCCAAGGUGAAGAUGCAGACAUUUCCCGGGCUGUACCGUGGCUUUGUGCACUGCUUUGUGUCCAUCUCAAAGCAGGUGGGGCUGCGUGGUCUAUAUCAUGGCACUACCCCAGCUCUGAUGGCCAACAUCGCUGAGAAUGCAGUUCUCUUCAUGAGCUACGGCUUCUGCCAAGAUGUUGUGCGUUUUGUGGUUGGCUUGGACAGAGGAGCAGAGCUCAGUGACGUUCAAAAGGCUUGCUCUGGCUCUGUGGCCUCCAUCUUCUCCUCACUGGCUUUGUGUCCCACUGAACUAGUGAAGUGUCGUCUGCAGGCUAUGCACGAAAUGGAGGCAUCAGGCAGGAUCGCUGGUGGACAGAAGAGCACUGUGUGGUCUGUGGUUAGGCAUGUGUUAAAGACAAACGGUCCUCUGGGUUUUUAUCAAGGCCUGUCCACUACUGUAGUACGUGAGAUUCCUGGCUAUUUCUGCUUCUUUGGAGGCUAUGAGCUGAGUCGAUCUGCUUUUGCCCGCACUAUGGGCAAGACCAAAGAGGACAUAGGCAUCCUCCCACUGAUGUUUAGCGGUGGGUUUGGAGGGGCCCUUCUCUGGCUAGUUGUCUAUCCAAUAGACUGUGUGAAAUCCCGCAUUCAAGUUCUGUCCCUGGCUGGGAAACAAGAAGGAUUUAUAAAGACAUUCCUUGGAAUUGUACGCAAUGAAGGAGUGCGACCUCUGUACUCAGGUUUAACUCCAACUAUGAUCCGGACAUUCCCUGCUAAUGGCGCACUCUUUCUGGCCUACGAAUUUAGCCGUACGACGAUGAUGAAACACUUUGAUGUGUGACACAAGGGUCCAUAAUUCCUUUUAAACAUUCUGUGCUGUCCGCACAUUAGAGGUGCUUCUAUAUUUUAAAAGAUUAUUCCAAAUAACUUUAAUGCUGACUAUAAUUUUUUUUUAAUUAUUUUAUUUUAUGUUGGUAUGAAUAGUAGUCAUAUGGUUCAUACCCUCCACGUUGUCUAAUCUAUGUUUAGGACUUUUUAUCUGCCAGGUCAGGUGCUGGCUCAAAUUUAGCCUAUUACCCAAAAUUCAACAUAGAAGCCAAUACUCACAUUUACCUCUGAGCCCAGUUGGAGAUAGAAAAAAA